Messenger RNA from Dinoponera quadriceps, 2553 nucleotides. RefSeq names its product carnitine O-acetyltransferase-like. The record is from RefSeq and is a predicted model, not a curated record. Bases 231 to 2135 code for a protein of 634 amino acids. The transcript has 14 exons. NCBI's taxonomy places the organism in Eukaryota, Metazoa, Arthropoda, Insecta, Hymenoptera, Formicidae. Gene Ontology annotation, molecular function: carnitine O-acetyltransferase activity. Gene Ontology annotation, biological process: carnitine metabolic process, CoA-linked. Gene Ontology annotation, cellular component: peroxisome.
AAGACUCGGUCCAAAGUCCGUCAAUAGAGAGUGGCUUUUAUUGACGGCGAUUGAAAACAGCGGAUGACAGUGACGAUUGACGUUUUUUGUAAUUGAGUUUUGAGAUACUCGUUCAGGACAAAAUAUCAGCCCUUUUGCUCGAGAAACUGCCGGUGUAAAGUAACUGAAUUUCUCGGCCAUAUGGAUGCUGAUCUACAUUGAUUGUGGAGUCCACUCAUCAUCGCAGAACAAUGGGAUUAGCCUCGAGUUAUUUAGAAAAACCGGUUAUGUACAGAGUAGUUUCUAAUAUACCAAAAUAUACAGUCUACAAUGGGAUGCUUAAGGUGCCGCCAAUUUUGCAUGGGUCAUCGAUAACAACAUUGAGCCUAAAUAAGCAACCAUUGCCCAAGCAACCUGUGCCGGAUCUCAAGCAAACCGCAGAGCGUUACUUGAAGUCCUUAAAGCCACUACUGACUGGUACGGAGUACAAAAAUACAGAAAAAAUUGUACGUGAAUUCAUAAGUGACUCUGGUGUAGGGCCAGGAUUGCACGCUAAGUUGCUACAGAAAUAUCAGAACACCGAUAAUUGGAUGCGAGAAUGGUGGUUGCAAGUCGCGUAUCUGGGAUACCGUGCACCGGUGAUCGUACAUUCCAGUCCCGGAACAGUCGGGCCGCCGAUCACCUUCAAGAAACGCGAGGAUGUGUAUGCAUUCGCAGCACGUCUUAUCGCCGGAGUGUUCGAUUACAAUCAGAUUGUCAAGAGUGGAAAGAUGAAGCAGGAAAUGGUUCGCAAUGAGCCACUUGAUAUGCAGCCUUACGGUAUGAUACUUGGCACACACAGACGGCCCGACAAAGGGAUCGACAAGCUACUGCAUACGGAUGAAGCCGAGCAUAUAAUAAUCAUAAGUAAUAAUAACUUCUUUAAGCUCCGCGUUAUCGAUAAAGACGAUAAAAUUGUGAGCGAGGGUAGACUUAUGGCCACUAUGAAGGACAUCGUGAAUCGUUCACGUACGGAAGGAAAGCCUGUGGGGAUUUUGACCGGCAACGACAGAGAUACUUGGGCAAUAGACAGCAGGAUGCUCUUGGAAUUGGGUAAUAAUAAGAAUAUAAUAAAGGAUAUAGAAACGUCUCUGUUUAUACUGUGUCUGGACAAGGAUAUGCCUAAAGAAGCGUUUAAGGGGAAGAAUAACGCUUCCGUCAGAGCGGUUCAGACCAUGACGGGCUUCAACAGUCGCAUGAAUGCGGCUAACAGGUGGCACGACAAGACCGUGCAGUACAUAGUAUCAGCGGAUGGCUACAUCGGUAUGGAAUACGAACACAGUCCGUGUGAGGGUAUUCCAGUUGCCGUUCUCCACGAUUACGUGUUGAAGUACAUAACAGUGGGAGGAGAUGUGACGAGCGAAUGUUCCGACUUCCCGAGAGCGGAACUUUUGAAAUUCGAAAUUAACGCCGCUAUAGAGUGCGCAAUCGAGAAAGCCACGGUCACGGUGGAUAAGCUCUCCGACGACUUAGACAUGGAGUGCUUCACCUUCGAUAAGUUCGGCGCGGACGCGAUAAAGGCGGUCAAAUUCAGCCCCGACAGUUUCAUUCAGAUCGCAAUGCAAGUGACCUUCUAUAAUUUGCAUAAAAAGCCGCCGGCUCAUUACGAGAGCGCGGCCUUGCGAAGAUUCAUUAAUAGCAGGACCGAGUGCAUCAGGUCCACCUCCGUCGAGUCCGUCGAAUUCGCGGAAAUGAUGCUUCGCCGCAACGCAGUUAGCAAGGAGCAAAAAAAGGCGAUGCUGCUCCGAGCCAUAAAUGCUCACAAGGAUUAUGCCGGACAGGCUGCGUCCGGUCAGGGUGUCGACCGGCACUUGUUCGGCUUGAAGAUGAUAGCGCAGAGCGAAGGUAUGGAGCUUCCGGAGUUAUACAAGGACGUCGGUUACACCAGAAGCACGUAUUUCACUUUAACGUCGAGCCAGGUACCGUAUAAAUCGGCAUCGUUUAUGUGCUACGGACCAGUUGUCCCCGACGGUUACGGUUGCUGCUACAAUCCGCGACAGAAGAACAUACUGUUCGCCUGUUCUUCGUUCAGAUCCUGCGAGGGGACCAAUACGAAAGAAUUCGCUCGCGUUUUACAGCAGACAUUGUGCGACAUGCGAGACAUAGCGAGCGAGUAAUCAUCAACGGAUAUCGUUCGGAGUCGUUCCUUGCCGAGUUUAGAAGUCUUCCUUCAGUAGAGUUUCAUACGUUAUUUUUGUAUAUUGUUACCUUUAUAAUAUAACAAGAGAGAGAGAGAGAGAGAGAGAGAGAGAGAAAGAGAGAGAUUCGAGCCGAGUGAACGUUAGUUUUAUACAUUUUUUACAACGAAGAUCAAACGUUCAAGAUUGAAAGUAUUUCGCGAGAUACCACUCUGACGAAUUGCUCAGCUUGUCUAGCAUAUGGAAUAUAAUUUUAAAUAAUUAUGUAUGCGUUAUUAUAUUGGGUGCCGGAAGAAGUUCGCGCGGAUUGAAACGGAAUCGAAAGCUGCACAUCGUGUAUACCAAUACGACAUAAAUGUAACUUUCCGAGGAAACCGCACGAACUUUUCUCGACACU